UGCAUGUCUUUUAAAGAGAAGUAGUUUGUCAAGAGUUAUGAGUUUAUGACAUGUUUCGCGUGUAAUUUGGUUUGGUUAAUCAUUACAGCGUGACUGAAAGCCAUUACACAAAUGUGCUCAAAACCUAAAUGAAUAAUAUUUUGGUGAAUUUCCAAGCUUAAGAUUCGGUAUAAUAAGAUUUUUCCCAUAGUUGUUGGGCAUAUAAGUGAGCACAAAAACACGCGUACAUUUACAAGACACAGCUAUAUAAUGAAGGGACAUGGACAUGCCUCAGCGCUCUUCAUCGCCUCAUAUAACAAUAAAACUUUGCCCUGGAAUGAUGAAGGGAAUGAAACAACAUUGAUCAGAGAGGCCCCCAAUCAUUCUGCGUCAUGGAGGUUGUGCGUAAUACCCUGCCUUGGUGUAGCCCCAUCCACAAACACCGGGGGGGCUGAACCAGAGGAAGGGGUGUGCCGUUAUAAGAGGGGAGAGAAAGAGAGCAGGCAAGCAGUUGAACAAACCAAGAAGCUGAAGAUUGGACAUAACCGCCACACCUCAAGACCGAAAGUGAGAGAGAGACUGAGAGCAACCCGUUAUCACAGACGGCAGAUAUCCCAUUGGCUACUCUGACUAAGUUCCUGCUUCAUUUGUUUUUUCCGGUGUGUGUUCCGUGAAGAAGUCAUGAAGACCCCAUUUUGGACCCUGCUGCUCUUAUGCUUGUGCUCCUCGGGUCACAGCGACUGCCAAGGGGACUGUUUAACCUGUGGACUCAUCCUACCUGAACACCAAGCGUUUAAUACAUUGGUAUGUAUCCUGGAAUGUGAGGCACAGGCAUCUCCUGCAUUGACCUGGGAUUUGUGUUACCAGGCAGCAGGUCUGAACCAGCUUCCACUACCAUUACAGGAGGAGAAAACAUCAAAGCGCUCUGAUGAUGAAGCGGAGCCUCUGGCCACAGUGAGCAUAGAAAAUGACAAUGGUGUUGAGUAUACUGAGGCUUUGGAGCGGUUUCGACACGCCGCGCAAGCGCUCCGCAGCCAGCAGCCUUCAGAGGAGGAAAUUUCAUAUGACCCGGACCUUGACCCGAGGACAGAGGAGGACCAGGAUGGUGUAGGUGUAGGAGAAGAGAAGAGCGGUGAAGCAGCCGUAAGCAUAUCCAAGCGAUUUGGAGGCUUUAUGAAAGGUCGUCACGGUUUCCGGAAGUUGGUGAGCUCUGGAAGGCCUUUGCAGAAACGCUACGGUGGCUUCAUAGGGAUAAGGAAAUCGGCCCGCAAGUGGAACAACCAGAAGCGUGUGAGUCAGCUACUGAGGCAGUACCUGAGCUUGACUGGUCGCUCGGGGCGUUCAGGUCACAUCAGCAACCUCUCCACCAGAAUCCGAAGACAGAAUGAAGUUUAACUGGCCUUAGAGCACAGGCCCUGGUCUUUUCACUUACCUCAGCUCAACUGCUCAUCAGCCAUCAGUAACUGUGAACAUCUAUCAUGCACCACAGCCCAGAACUAGCUAAAUCUGUGUUUAAUAAAAGAAGAGGAAUAUUUUGUAUAGCGUUGGUUUUUAUCAUUGACAUUUCCAUGGUGCCGUUCCUGACAUCGAAAACAUCUCAAUCAAGUCGUUAGGACAAAUGUUGCUGAUGAGAACUGAUUGUUCAUUACAGAAUCAAAACUCCUAUAAUUAACCUUGAAGCAUUGUGAAAAAAAAUAAAAGGCAAAUCAGUGAAACUCGAAUUGAGCACGUGAAUCAGUUACAAAUGAGAGCAGUGGCUUGUAGUGGGUUUUCUUGUUGUUUGAGAGAAAAGCACUUUAUAUUUUAACCUUGCACACUGUGUUGUGCUAAGAUUGGUUGUUUUGCACACAUCCUUGAUGUAUAGAACUGUCUUACUAAAUUUACUAGAGCAAUCAAACGAGUUAUCAAAAUCAAUAGGUGACAAUAUGUAGAAUAAUAUUGAAAGAACGAUAAUCUUUAUGGGCUGUUUGAAGCUUUUUUUGAUCAAUGCUGCCCCCUAGAGUGUACACUCGAAAUUAUGCUCCGUAUUUUUGUGGAAUAUCACGCAAAAAAAAAAUCCUGACAAAAUAUCGCUGAAAAUAGAAGACAACUUCAGGCUUUGUAAUCAAAACCCGUGCAUGUUAGCCAAUCAGAAAGCGUGGGGUGGCUUUCUGCCAAUGGCGUGUGUUUGGGGGCGGGAUUACCCAGUUUGUCCUAACAAUAAUGCAUACUAUCUAUUCUAAAUUCUCUGUGAUGUUAGUAAUUUUAAAUACUAUUUAGGGCAGAUAGUGUGGAUAGUAUGCACAUUGGGACGCAGGCAAAGAUUGGGAGUGUUCAGAAAAUCAGUUUGAAUUUGAAAACAAUUCAUAGUCAUUCUUUUUACGAAUCAGUUUGGUGCAAAAAUGACGCCUUUUAAUUGAAUUUGUUUGGUUCCACCUGACGACAGUGGCAUUUCGGUUUAGCAUGUGUUCCAGCUUUCUGCAUUUGUUUAUGCAUGAACAUGUACAAC
This is a messenger RNA of Onychostoma macrolepis, 2467 nucleotides long. RefSeq names its product prepronociceptin b (gene pnocb). Gene Ontology annotation, molecular function: opioid receptor binding. Gene Ontology annotation, biological process: chemical synaptic transmission; neuropeptide signaling pathway; sensory perception. Lineage: Eukaryota; Metazoa; Chordata; Actinopteri; Cypriniformes; Cyprinidae. The record is from RefSeq and is a predicted model, not a curated record. Gene Ontology annotation, cellular component: dendrite; neuronal cell body; plasma membrane. Bases 661 to 1374 code for a protein of 237 amino acids. The transcript has 5 exons.